Molecule: messenger RNA, 1377 nt
Organism: Saccharomyces cerevisiae S288C
Lineage: Eukaryota; Fungi; Ascomycota; Saccharomycetes; Saccharomycetales; Saccharomycetaceae
Gene: ALG3
Product: dolichyl-P-Man:Man(5)GlcNAc(2)-PP-dolichol alpha-1,3-mannosyltransferase
Exons: 1
Coding region: 1-1377 (458 amino acids)
Cellular component (GO): endoplasmic reticulum membrane
Molecular function (GO): mannosyltransferase activity; dol-P-Man:Man(5)GlcNAc(2)-PP-Dol alpha-1,3-mannosyltransferase activity
Source: RefSeq, marked reviewed
AUGGAAGGUGAACAGUCUCCGCAAGGUGAAAAGUCUCUGCAAAGGAAGCAAUUUGUCAGACCUCCGCUGGAUCUGUGGCAGGAUCUCAAGGACGGUGUGCGCUACGUGAUCUUCGAUUGUAGGGCCAAUCUUAUCGUUAUGCCCCUUUUGAUUUUGUUCGAAAGCAUGCUGUGCAAGAUUAUCAUUAAGAAGGUAGCUUACACAGAGAUCGAUUACAAGGCGUACAUGGAGCAGAUCGAGAUGAUUCAGCUCGAUGGCAUGCUGGACUACUCUCAGGUGAGUGGUGGAACGGGCCCGCUGGUGUAUCCAGCAGGCCACGUCUUGAUCUACAAGAUGAUGUACUGGCUAACAGAGGGAAUGGACCACGUUGAGCGCGGGCAAGUGUUUUUCAGAUACUUGUAUCUCCUUACACUGGCGUUACAAAUGGCGUGUUACUACCUUUUACAUCUACCACCGUGGUGUGUGGUCUUGGCGUGCCUCUCUAAAAGAUUGCACUCUAUUUACGUGCUACGGUUAUUCAAUGAUUGCUUCACUACUUUGUUUAUGGUCGUCACGGUUUUGGGGGCUAUCGUGGCCAGCAGGUGCCAUCAGCGCCCCAAAUUAAAGAAGUCCCUUGCGCUGGUGAUCUCCGCAACAUACAGUAUGGCUGUGAGCAUUAAGAUGAAUGCGCUGUUGUAUUUCCCUGCAAUGAUGAUUUCUCUAUUCAUCCUUAAUGACGCGAACGUAAUCCUUACUUUGUUGGAUCUCGUUGCGAUGAUUGCAUGGCAAGUCGCAGUUGCAGUGCCCUUCCUGCGCAGCUUUCCGCAACAGUACCUGCAUUGCGCUUUUAAUUUCGGCAGGAAGUUUAUGUACCAAUGGAGUAUCAAUUGGCAAAUGAUGGAUGAAGAGGCUUUCAAUGAUAAGAGGUUCCACUUGGCCCUUUUAAUCAGCCACCUGAUAGCGCUCACCACACUGUUCGUCACAAGAUACCCUCGCAUCCUGCCCGAUUUAUGGUCUUCCCUGUGCCAUCCGCUGAGGAAAAAUGCAGUGCUCAAUGCCAAUCCCGCCAAGACUAUUCCAUUCGUUCUAAUCGCAUCCAACUUCAUCGGCGUCCUAUUUUCAAGGUCCCUCCACUACCAGUUUCUAUCCUGGUAUCACUGGACUUUGCCUAUACUGAUCUUUUGGUCGGGAAUGCCCUUCUUCGUUGGUCCCAUUUGGUACGUCUUGCACGAGUGGUGCUGGAAUUCCUAUCCACCAAACUCACAAGCAAGCACGCUAUUGUUGGCAUUGAAUACUGUUCUGUUGCUUCUAUUGGCCUUGACGCAGCUAUCUGGUUCGGUCGCCCUCGCCAAAAGCCAUCUUCGUACCACCAGCUCUAUGGAAAAAAAGCUCAACUGA